Molecule: messenger RNA, 1011 nt
Organism: Naumovozyma castellii
Lineage: Eukaryota; Fungi; Ascomycota; Saccharomycetes; Saccharomycetales; Saccharomycetaceae
Exons: 1
Coding region: 1-1011 (336 amino acids)
Source: RefSeq, a predicted model, not a curated record
AUGGGGAACUCCUCUCCACAAAUAAAACUGAUCAACAAACAACAAACAAUGUGUAUUCUAUUAGCAACAACAGCCCAUCCCCAGUAUGAACUUAUUCUAAUAUCUAAUAGGGACGAAUUCUUUGAGAGGAAAACACACGUAUCGUGCUGGCAUAACGAUGAUUUUAUAUUGUCCCCUUUCGACAUGGCAAAAUCCUGCGAACUACAUGAAAAGAAAAUAUUCGGUACCUGGAUAGGCAUAAAUAGAGAUGCAAAGAUAGCGACUAUAUUGAAUUUGAAGCUAGAGAGUCAACUAGACUUGAAACAGUUAGUAAAGCCCCAAUCUAGAGGUAUGAUACCGUUCGUAUUUCUUUCCGAGCAUGAUUCAGAUUUCAAUAAAUGGGAUACAUAUGAGAAGUUUGAUGGUAAAUACAAUUACUUGCGGAAGACGGGUGAUUUCAAUUUUUUUUAUGGAGAUCCAUUGAAUGAUGAAUAUAGGAUCAUAGAUUCAAAGGGGAAUACUUUUAAAGUUUUGAGUGGUGAUCCUUAUUUGACUGUUUCCAAUGAUAUGUUUGCAACAGGUGGAAUUACUGUAGAAAGAGCUUCAAAUAAUAGGAUAGCAGAAUGGAGGAAGAUAAAAUUUGGGAAAAUUCUACUGCAAGAUCUAGUCGAAGAAUCGAAAUCUUUAGACGAGGAUAUGUUAAUAGAAAAAUGCUUUAAACUUGCAUCUACAUGCUCAGUACAACCCAAAGAGAACACUAAAUUUAAUCAAAAUUCAACACUCCCAAUGGAAACAAUAUUUGUUCCGCCACUGGAAUGUGAAGUAAAUGACGACAUUGGUACAUCUUUGUCAGUGGGGAAAUAUUACGGUACAAGGUCUCAAAUAGUGAUUCUGAUAAGUAAAAAUCAUGAAAGGGUAAAAUUGGUGGAACACAUUCUUUACACUUCCGAUAAUGAUAUCCAACAUUAUUCAUCUACUAAUCCAAAAGAGGUUAAAUCUUUUGAAUUCAAACCUAACAUUCAAAAGAACUAG